This is a messenger RNA of Suillus paluster, 964 nucleotides long. RefSeq lists its product as uncharacterized. The record is from RefSeq and is a predicted model, not a curated record. The coding region runs from base 311 to 895 and encodes 194 amino acids. The transcript has 3 exons. NCBI's taxonomy places the organism in Eukaryota, Fungi, Basidiomycota, Agaricomycetes, Boletales, Suillaceae.
CUACGACUUCCCUAUAACCUAUCGCAACCACGUUAACACAUAUGAGUCAAUCCAUACAACGUGCUGUCUCAAAUUACACCUCAGAACUUCCCCCUGCCGAAUUUCAUCGUGAAGCAGCCAACCUCUCUGACGUACAUCCCCAUCUCCUGUUGAAGAUCGUCUAUAUGACUCUCCCAUGAGUACCUGGGAUUGAUGCCAGACAGAUUUCGGAAGGGAAGACACUUCGUUGGCUCUUCACACAACUUCGGCGGGUCAAUACAUUACAUGCGAGCAUGUACUGCGCGGCGAAUACUUAUCCGCAUACACUUCGAUGAUACACCAUCCAUAUUCCUCUAAUCCACGUCUAACUUCCUCCCUGGCUUCUACUCGCAUUACCAGUCAUGGGGUCAAACCCCUGCAGCGCGAGGCCAAAGUCCUCAACCUCCUCAAGGUCCGUGCAGAUGCCAUGCUCGAUGACUCGUCGCUUCACAUCGAGCGAGAAAAUUCAUUCAACGACCUUCUCGACCUCCAGCAGCCGCGCAGUCGGCUAGAGGACCUCGUUCGAGACCGUGCCGUCAUGAAUGGAAUUGUGGAUACACACCCUCCCCUGAGGAACGCCGGUGUGUACAACCAUGAAACAGGAGAAGGCUGGGCUGUAUGGCAGGCACACUGGAUAUGCGUGGCUUUUUUGGGAAGACUUUUAUUCAGCGAACUGUCUAUCUCGUUCACGCCUAUGCAAGUCAAACUCGUGCUACCGACUUCUGGUGGACAGCAGCACGUUGUGGAUGUGGCAGAAACUCAAAAUGAGAAACUGGAGGAUACCGCAAAGGCAGUUGCAGCGCAGCUAAAAGCUUGGCACCAAGUGGAACAGCUAUAUGCCUACACAAGACGCCCACGGGGCUACUUCCAAUGGUAGAUACAUAAAUGAGUCACUUGUAUCGUCGCACUUUAUUGUCGCCCUUGUCGCGUAGACGUUAUUUGGAUG